Molecule: messenger RNA, 1650 nt
Organism: Cornus florida
Lineage: Eukaryota; Viridiplantae; Streptophyta; Magnoliopsida; Cornales; Cornaceae
Product: cell division control protein 2 homolog
Exons: 9
Coding region: 466-1365 (299 amino acids)
Biological process (GO): regulation of meiotic cell cycle; G1/S transition of mitotic cell cycle; protein phosphorylation
Cellular component (GO): cyclin-dependent protein kinase holoenzyme complex; cytoplasm; nucleus
Molecular function (GO): cyclin binding; ATP binding; cyclin-dependent protein serine/threonine kinase activity
Source: RefSeq, a predicted model, not a curated record
CUAAUGCCUGAAAUGAUUACCAAAUAUUUCAUGGGCUAAACGGUAUAAUAGCACAUUGAUUGGGUCACUUAUAGUUAUAGCCUUACAGGGGAGAUAAGUGAGAUUACAAGGAGUCUGUAGAGGGAGUUUAUGGGAUAUUGACAAAUCUAAGGGGUGGUAAGUGGAAUUUAUCCAAAAAAAAAAAAAAAAAUACUUUAAUUAUGACGGUUGCGGAAGAGAGAUUGGCGCGCCGAGGCGUUUCACUUGUUUUGCCGCCCAACUGAAUUUGAGAAUACAGAAAUUCUCUCUCUAUAUCUCUCUAUUCAUAUAAUAUAUAUAUAUAUAUAUAUAUAUCGACCAUAUUACCUCACUCUUUCUCUCUCUACAACUCUCUCUCUCAUCUUCGAGAAGUUUGGCUGUUGGAGAAGUUUCAAUAUAUCAUCAGCGAAUCAGAUACAUCUCUUUCUGGCAGAGAGACCUGAUUGUAUGGAGAAGUACGAGAAACUUGAGAAAAUUGGAGCUGGAGGCUUUGCGUUGGUUUUCAAGGCCUUUCACCGUGAGACAAAGGAAACUGUAGCUUUAAAAAAGAUUAAUAUUUUUGACAUAUUUGAAGGUGUGUCGAGUUCAACAAUCAGAGAAAUCUCUUUGUUGAGAGGGAUGGAACAUAGCAAUAUUGUCAGGUUGUUAGAUGUACUGAACACUGUAGAGAAUGGAACCAAUAAAGUGUAUCUCGUUUUUGAGCAUAUGGAUGUUGAUCUGAAGAUGUUCAUGGAUACUCAUUCAGAGACUGCCAAGGAUCCACCUGUUAUAAAAAGGUUUCUGCAUCAGAUACUCAGUGGUCUUGCCUAUUGUCAUUCUUACAAAAUUGUCCACCGAGAUCUUAAACCACAGAAUUUGCUGAUAAACUCCAGUGAAAGAAUCCUGAAGACUGCAGACUUUGGAUCAGCCAGGGCAGUUGGUGUUCCUCUCACUAAAUAUACUGGAGGAGACGAGAUAGCAACUCUAAUUUACAUGGCACCUGAAAUCUUAAAUGGCUUCAUAUACUCCACCGAAGCUGAUUUGUGGUCUGUGGGAUGCAUAUUUGCUGAGAUGUGUAACCAGGAGCCUCUGUUUAAUGUUUCAGAUCAUUUUGAACUUUUACGCGAAAUGUUCAGCUUAUUGGGCAUACCUGAUGGACAAACCUGGCCUGAGGUGACUGAAUAUUGUCAGUUUUUGGGUAUUGCUGAGAAUACUCCUCCUAAGAAUCUGGCAGAAGUAGUUCCGAAUCUUGAACCAGCUGGAGUGGAUCUUCUUUCUAAAAUGCUUUGCUACAACCCAAGAGAAAGAAUUACAGCUUUUGAUGCACUGAAGCACCCAUACUUUGCUAGUGACAUUGGGGGACCUUGAUUUCUCUACAGACCUGCAUCUUUAUGUUCUAUCAAAAUUACAGCUAUUUGUAGUUUUAGCGUUGGAGAAGAAUUGUGUACUUCCAUUGAUCGUGCAUUAUCUCAAUUAAGGUGGCCUAAACACCUACAGAUGGUGCUUGGAAUAUACCGUGGUUCGCGAUUCUCUCUCUCUGUGUAAAAAAAUUACUCGCAUGUUACAUAAACUUCUGGUUAAACCUGUGAAGCCUUUCUGAUUAAGGUGAUGGUGUGAUUGUGGAAGUGGGAUGUCCAUCCUUGAAAACAUUAU